Lagopus muta (rock ptarmigan) is the source of this 8191-nucleotide messenger RNA. RefSeq names its product SWI/SNF related, matrix associated, actin dependent regulator of chromatin, subfamily d, member 3 (gene SMARCD3). Bases 2082 to 3452 code for a protein of 456 amino acids. Gene Ontology annotation, biological process: regulation of transcription by RNA polymerase II. Gene Ontology annotation, cellular component: SWI/SNF complex; nucleus. The transcript is spliced from 14 exons. NCBI's taxonomy places the organism in Eukaryota, Metazoa, Chordata, Aves, Galliformes, Phasianidae. The record is from RefSeq and is a predicted model, not a curated record.
UGGUGUGCAGACCGUCCAGAAUGUCCCAAAGACCAGGUAUGAGGUUACUAACACUGGGUAUGGGGUUGGCUGAGAUCAGAUGUCUGGACACAGAAGACAAUCUCAUUAACAGAUGAGUAUUGCCCUAUCAGAACAGAAGUAUUGUUUCCCUGCAUGCUCUUCCAUUCCUUACUCUACAGGGAUGACUUAUUGGGAGCUUUGCCCCUGCUAUUUGGCCCUGAGCAUCACCCAGUCCCAGAGCUGUGAUGAAACACGCUUCUCAGCUCUUUACAGCACACCCAGGCUCGCUCACUUGAGCAGCCUCCCACCGGCAGUCUGAGCCUAAACCAACACGCAGUGCUUUCUUGCCGUGACACCUGGGGCUCGGCUUUGUCCCUCAGGCAAGGCAGGUACCAUCUGCUGCACUGUUAUUUCAGACUGUGUUUCCUGGAUGUGUACAGCACUUACAGAUCUUUACAAUAUGCAUGCUAAACUUUUUCUUCCAAGGUACCCAAAGGUGAGUUUCUGGAUUAUGGGUAACAAAAACUAUUUUUCCCUUUACAAUUGUAUACCAGAGCAAAAAGCAGUGGCAAAAGGAAGGCUAACACUAUUAGUGGCUGCAUUAGGCAAAGUGUGACCAGGAGGUCACAGUUCCCUGGUACAAAAGAGAUCUGGACACACCAGAGUCCAAUGCAGAGCCAAAGAGAUGGCGAAGGACCCAGCAUACCUCUGCUGUGAGAGGCUGAGAGCUGGGGCUGCUCAGCAUGGGGCAGGGAAGGCUCAGGAGGGUCUUCUUCUGUGGUGAGUAGCCUUAAAUGCCUGAAGAGAGGACAAAGUUGGGCUCUUUCUAGUGGUGCUGGUGCCAGGACAAGCGGUGCUGGACACAAAUGGGGGCCCAGGUUGCCCUGCCUGCCAGGAAGCACAGUUGUGCAGAUGCUGGACCAUUGGCACAGCCUUCUCGUAUGGGCUGUGGAGUUUCCUUCUUGGAGAUCUGCAGCCCCACCUGGCUGUGGGACCGAGCACCCUGCUCUGGGUGGCCCUGCUGGGGCAGGGUGGGACCAGAGGAAGCCUUGGGUGCCCCCAGCCUUGGUCUCUCUGUGAUUCAGGUUCUGUGAAAAAGCUUGAGAAUACCACGCAGAAAAAGUGCAAACUUAGGGCAGAAUGUAUAGCCCCAAUUAUAAGAGAUACAAAUCCACUUCAUAAUCUUUACAAGAUGUUAUUUAGUUUUUAAGCUUACGCCAGAUUUGAACACCUGGAGUUGGAAGAUCUGCUUGUCUUUGCUCAUCUGUUUCUCCUCUUAACCUGAGCUGUUUGCCUUCACAGCCCCUCAGCGCAGCACCUUCGCUACACCUCCUAUAGCAACACUCAUCUCUCAUUGUUCCUGGUGCUUCUUUAACCUACAGUAGACUCCCUCAGCGCUUACUCAAAUUGUUCUUUGAAAGCGUACUGCAUAAAUAUCUCCUACUGGAUUCUCACUGAACAACAUCCCUUGUCCUUCCCAAAGUGCUCGGCACAGCAGAUCAGACCCACGGCCCCGAGCACAGCAUCCUCACACCCCACAGCUGCUUAAGGGCAGGUACAAAGAGGAGCAGCAAAUUCGGGAUAACGACUCUCGGCAGAGACCGGUUUUGAAUUCGAAGUAUUAGACACGAUUCAAAGCCAUUUUCUUCCCACGUUCGCUGUUAGAGUACGACUGCAGUCGGUGCCACACCAGCUCCGAUGUCUCGCUGAGCCGCGGUAAGCGAUUGUCCCCGCAGCGCCCGCGGCAGCCGCCGGGCAGAGAUGGGUUCUGAGCGCUCCCUCGGGUGCUGCUGGCGCGGUGGAGCCGCACCGCACCGCACCCGGCAAGCAGGCGGCACCGCGUCAGCCCCAGCUCCGGCCCCAGCCCCGCUGCCAGAGCUGGAUCCAAAUGUGUCCUCCACCUGCUGUCUUAGAGCUACUCCUGCUUCAGGUCAAUUAGAAUGUCUGCUGCUCAUUCAUCAUGAUACAAUAUCUGGAUUCCUGCCCCGUCCUGCUGUGGAUAAGGUUGUUGCUCCCUCUUGGUCUGCACACAUGUGACUGUAGGUGUUCGCCGUCUGCCUAGUCUGGCACAGCGACCUGGGAUGCCAUCAGGAGCUCGAAUGCCCCAUCAGGGGGCUCCCAUGGGUCCCCCAGGCCCUCCAUAUGUUGGAAGCCCCUCGGUGAGACCUGGGAUGCCCCAGACUGUGAUGGAAACAACGAGAAAACGUACUGCACCACAGCAGGUCCAACAGCAGCAGGUGCAGCAGCAAGUGCAGCAGCAGCAGCAAGCUACUCAGAACCGAACCAGGAGUGCCAAGAGGAGGAAGAUGGCUGACAAAAUUCUCCCUCAGAGGAUCCGGGAGCUGGUUCCUGAGUCCCAGGCCUACAUGGAUCUGUUGGCUUUUGAACGCAAACUGGACCAGACCAUUAUGCGGAAGCGCGUGGAUAUUCAGGAAGCACUGAAGAGGCCGAUGAAGCAAAAGCGGAAGCUGAGACUUUAUAUCUCCAACACAUUUAAUCCUGCAAAGUCUGACGCUGAUGACUCCGACGGCAGCAUCGCAUCGUGGGAGCUUCGAGUGGAGGGGAAGCUCCUGGAUGAUCUCAGCAAACAGAAACGGAAGUUUUCAUCUUUUUUUAAGAGUUUAGUCAUUGAACUGGACAAAGAUCUCUAUGGACCUGACAACCAUCUUGUGGAGUGGCACAGAACUCCCACAACUCAGGAGACUGAUGGCUUCCAGGUGAAAAGACCUGGUGAUGUCAGUGUGCGGUGCACGCUACUCCUCAUGUUGGAUUACCAGCCUCCGCAGUUCAAACUGGACCCACGACUGGCCCGUUUGCUGGGGAUACACACGCAGACCCGAUCAGCUAUCAUCCAGGCUCUGUGGCAGUACAUCAAAACAAAUAAGCUGCAAGAUUCCCAUGAUAAGGAAUACAUUAACUGUGACAAGUACUUCCAGCAGAUUUUUGACUGUCCACGGCUAAAGUUUUCGGAAAUCCCUCAGAGACUGACUAACUUGCUGCUGCCACCAGAUCCUAUCGUGAUAAACCAUAUCAUCAGUGUUGACCCCAAUGAUCAGAAGAAGACGGCUUGUUAUGACAUAGAUGUAGAAGUUGAAGACCCAUUAAAGGGACAGAUGAGUAGUUUUCUUCUCUCAACAGCUAACCAACAGGAGAUUACAGCAUUGGACAACAAGAUUCAUGAGACAAUCGAAUCCAUAAAUCAGCUAAAAAUACAACGUGACUUCAUGCUGAGCUUCUCCAAAGAUCCCAAAGGAUACAUCCAAGACCUUCUCCGGUCCCAAAGUAGGGAUCUUAAGGUGAUGACUGAUGUAGUUGGAAAUCCAGAAGAAGAACGCAGAGCUGAAUUUUAUCAUGAGCCAUGGUCUCAAGAGGCUGUGAGCAGAUAUUUCUACUGCAAGAUUCAGCAGCGCCGACAGGAACUGGAACAGUCUCUGGGAGUGCGCAACACAUAAGCAUUGCUCAAAACAUCACAUUGGCAUCAUGACCACAGAACAAGUGGACUCCCCAGUGUUACUUAGCUCACUGUUACACAUGGACCUGCUUCCUGACUGGCUGGGAAUGUACCAUCAACAAACCAGCCAGAACACCAGCUUUAGAGUGACCCUUGAAAACAGCGCCCAUGGGAGGUGUCUCAAAUCAUUCCAGGCCAUAGAUAGCAGAAGAUUGCCAUGCUUUAUACAGGUGUCAGUGCUAAAGAAGAUUAAAGAUUAAUUCAUCAACUUGCAUCAUUGAGUUCUAGUGGAAAGUUCAGACACUACGCAGCAAAUCCUUAUGGGUUAUGCAUAGAAUCACGGAUGGUAUUGAUGGGAGAAAUUGAGUUGAGUGUUAUAAAAGACUACAGAUUUAGAGAAAUAAAGGUAAUUCUCAUCCUGUGUUACCUAAGAGUCUCAAAUAGUAACUUCUCUGGAAUGAGACCAGAUAGUCUGAUAGUUGUGGAAUGCUUUAUAUUCCUGAAUAGAACUUUCAUUACAGUGCAAGGAGCCAUCAUGCUAUGUAAAAUAAUAAACUAGGAGAGUUUUCAUUCCUGAGAUGAAAAGCUCUUCUGGACAUUUAUUUUGCAAACUGUAACACGCUUCGUUUCCCUGCCAGUGCAAUGAAAGGCAAACAGGUUUCUGUAUCACAUGAGUAUGAUCAGUGUGCCAUACUGAGAGGAAGAAAUUUUUUCCAGAAUGAAAGCCUCUUAAGCAUUCUCAAGUGUCAGUGGGUUAGUGAAGCAGAAGUUGAAGCAAGAAAUAAGGCAACCUAAGAAAAUGCAAAUAACUAAUGGUGCUUUGCUGAUACCUGCCUUGAACACAGCAGAUAUUAACAAUAAGCCUAUGGGCAAAACAGGAGAUGACUUCAGCAUUUCUUUCUUUGUGUGCCACUGGAGAUCGAGACUGUAAAGAAGUUCUCUAAUUGUUAAGUUGGUUCAGAAUCCAAAAAACUUCGUGUAAUGUGGCAGUUUUCUCUUUGCUUCACUUAACAGAAUCCCUGGAUUGGUCUUCAGUCAUAGGUAAUCUGCCUUUUCCUACGGAUCAUUCAGUUCUCCCAUUCACUCUGCGUUGGUUACAUAGGAUGCUGUUGAAUUAUGAAGCACUAUCAGCCUUAGAAACCCCAUGGAAACCACCUUCUUUGCAAAUACGUGACAAAUUCAGACAAUGGGAAUUACACCAGAUUGACUUGGGAGCAGAGACAUCUUCAUUAAAUCCUUCCCCCGUCCUGCUUUCUGUAGUGCAUAAAUUAGUUCGUCAUUAACGAACCAACAUGAUUUCUGGUCCAAAAAGCAGCUGCCAAAGUAUAACUGGGUCCUGAUGAUGUAGCACUCCAUAUCCUCUUCUAGGCUGCUCCUCUUCAUCUCCUUUCUUUCACUUUCUUGAAAUGAAAGUUCACGUGUGCAAGGAAUGGAGGCAGCUCUUUUAAGUAUUUAAUUUUGCUAUGCUAAAGUCCUCUUCUGCUGUCGUUGCCAAUUCUUUCAGAUUUGAAUGUAAACGUUUCUUCUGUCCAGUUACAGAAGACACAAGUCUUCCCUCCCAGUGCUUCGUUGAACACAUCUGCUUACAUGUUAUCAGUGCCAUAGCUUUCACUGCCCAUUGUGACCAGAGGUGUCUCAGAAAAUUCACGCUUGAUUGCAGUCAUUUGUUGGCAGUAACACUGUGGAAAAACGUUGGUGUGAGAAAAAGCACAGCUGCACCUCUUUGCCCAAGGCCUUUUCCUGGGAAUGGCUUGGUUUGGAUUUAUUUUAUUUUAUUUUAUUUUAUUUUAUUUUAUUUUAUUUUAUUUUAUUUUAUUUUAGUUAAAAACCCUUUUUACACUAAAACCUGAAAUCCAGCAGUCUCAAACUGAGUCUUGGUAGGGGCUGAGAGGUUGUCAGACAGUUAAUGACUUUAAAUCUUAUUUGCUGUAGGACUCUGCUAAUUGCACUACAAGCGAAAAUUAUGAAGGAAAACAGCGAGGAUCAUCUGUUACUGUGCUUCCAUAUCUGUUACGCUGCUGUGUCAGUUGUGUGCAUGCUGUCCAGUGUAAAAUUAUUUUCUGUAUGUGGAAAACAGAGCAGCUACAUUCAGGGGAUGCAUUUGAUCUCCAGGAAUAAUAAAUUCAGAAAAAGAUAAGGAGGGAUGUGAGAAGGGCACGAAGCUGGGAUAGGUGCCAUCUGCCAGGGGCUUUUGGUUUUGAGAACAUUGUCAUUUGAGUGGCAAAUACGUCUUGAGAGAAAUUCCAGUUACGUGCCUCAGCUGGCAAAAUAACUGAGUCCAAUCUACUCCUAGAAUCUCUCCUUAGAAUUAAUGAAUUGGAUGGGUUUUUCGGAGCAAAUUAAUGUAAGUAAUGUGUUGCUGCUGCCCAGCAGAGCCAGAACAGCACCGCGGGAAGCUGCAGCUGGGUUACAGAGCAGCGCUGCACUGAAAUGUGUGCAGAGCGUGGCGUGUGCUGCUCCUGCGUGGGUCAGUGCAGCAAGAAAAGCCGCCUGCUUACGUUCUGCUGUCCGUGCUCCUACUGCACAUGAAAAGACUGCUCACCAAUGGUGAGUCCGAGGAAUAGUUGCCAGAUGUCGUCCUUCUGGUUAAAACACGUCUGAAAUGUUGAUACUUUUAUCCUGGGCGUAGAAGCAGUUUGGGCCUUUGUCAUCAUCCCGGGGUGUCGCCAGGGCUGGGUUUUUGGAAAAAGUGACGCUGUAUUUGAGGAGAAGCAAUGGAACAACUCCGGUAGGAACUGGAGCAAGUGCAGCUUAGGCGUGUAAAAAUGAAAGUUAAUGGUAAUGAGCAGGCAUGUAAUUGCAGCAGAUUUUGAAUAAUAAAUUCAUCUUAGUCUCGAGACGAUGGUAUUUUUUGGCUGAAAAAAAAAAGGCGAGACAAUUUUUGGGUUUCUUUGGUUUCUAUCACAGUACAAUGCAAGUAAGUGCAUACCGCAAAAGUGAAUAGAGCAAAUAAAUCUGCACAGUAGUAGUUAGUUUAUAGGUGAUAAUAUAGAUUGUUAGAAAACAUAGCACAAAAUUAGGACAGAGUUAAAACAAUUUCUGGAAUGCAAUAAAAGGGAAAUGUAUCUUGAAGCUGAAAUGCUGGCAUAACAGCUAAAGGAAAAGCAAAUGUUUGAUUGUGGAAGAAAAAUACCAGGAUAGAGAGGAGAAUAGCACAACUGUAAAAGAAAGGAACAAAUGGGGGCAGAGUGCCACUGAAGUGCCGUUAAGACAGAGCACAGGAUAAUGUGCAGAGCAUUGCUGAAAGUAGCACAGCUGAUGUGGUUUUGUGUAUUUUGUGUGCAUGUGGUACGUGGGCAUCCAUGUCGGGGUCAGGUGUGAGAGCCAUCCUCAGCUGGAACGUGGCUUGGAAGCGGGCAGCAGGGCGCAGUUCUGUGUGUCACCUCGGAGACUCGUUGCCAAAACUUUUCGCCCUGUUCCCAGUGGGGAUUUAGCUGUUCCACUUACCAGCACUAGCUGUUCUAGUGCGUGCGUGGCUUCAGCUGACAGCCUUUUAUAUCACACUGUAUAGAAUUUGUUCUGCUGAAGCUGGUGAAAGCAUUGGUAUUAUGUGCUACAAGCCCACAUUUUUCUAAAGCAGUAGUGAGGUGUUGAGUUGUUUUCCUGUUUGUGUUGAGAACCCUUUUUAUGGCAGCUCGAAGAGAUGAAGGGGAAAUGAAGACACUUUUUUUUUCCUGAAGAAAGAGAUGUCCUUUCUGUAACUGCUCUGUUGUUUAAUAGGAUGUACCUGUUCUACCAGAUCCUGUAUCAUCAACUCUUUUCCCAAUCUCACUGAAGAAAAGUACUCCAUUUAAAAAACACAGCUGUGAAUUUGUGAGCGAGCAAACAUAUUCAUGAGGGGAGAUGGAAGAGAGACUCCAUCUAUUCUGUAGCCAUCGUGUCUUCACUGUAUGAUGAUGAGUGAGUGGUAGAAAAGCUUUUAACAAUAAAUGCUUUGUUUCUUUGUAACUCUUGCGCUUACCUUCUGCCUUUUAACAAAGAAAACUUUUUUUGCAAACUUCUUUUGGGUGUAAGUAAUGUUAUAGGAGCUUUUUCAUACGCUUCCUCUACAGAAAAUUUUAUGUAAGGAGUAGGAAGAGAUCGCUUUCUGUGAGACCGCUGAGACCUGGAGACUGCUGAGUAAAGAGGGGCCAUUUACCCCCGUCCGUGGUGAAGAAAUGAAACUUGGAGAAACUUUUUCUCUCAGAGGGUGGUCAAGCAUGGAAUGGCUGCACAGGGAGGUGGUGGAGUCGCCGUCCCUGGUGGUGUUCAAAAGGCGCCUGGAUGAGGAGCUAUGAGAGAUGGUUUAGUGCUUGUAGUACUGAUAGGAAUGGGAGGGGGGUCGGACCAGAUGAUCUUGCAGGUCGUUUCCAACCUUGUGAUUCUGUGAUUCUAUGAUUCUAAACAUGCAUGAGGUGAUGAUCUCAGGCUCUGCUAAAAGGGCUAGCUUGAUAUAAUUGGUUUCUUUUGCUCCUGAUAAAAGACUCCAACAUUCUCAAGUUUUCAGGUUUCUGCUUACUUGUAGGUAAACACACACACAUAAAGGGGGUGUGCAAGUACAGGCUUUUAAUGGCCUGACAACAGUGAGAACUGUUACUCCUCAGGUCUUUCUUAUGUAUAUGUAGGAGUUUCAUGAUCUGCUGCCAUUUACAAAAAUGCCAAAGUGUCCAUGAGAAAUCCUUAAUAGUGGAGAAAUCUGGCUUCUGUGCUUGGUCCUUCGAUGUAUACUUUGCUCUUGUUAUUACUUACAAUCAGUGAACA